This is a messenger RNA of Micromonas pusilla CCMP1545, 459 nucleotides long. RefSeq lists its product as uncharacterized. The transcript has 2 exons. NCBI's taxonomy places the organism in Eukaryota, Viridiplantae, Chlorophyta, Mamiellophyceae, Mamiellales, Mamiellaceae. The annotation marks the transcript as partial. Gene Ontology annotation, molecular function: calcium ion binding. The record is from RefSeq and is a predicted model, not a curated record.
UACCUGAAGACGGAAAAGCGACGCCUUCGCGACGUCUUCGACGCGUUCGAUCUCGAUAAGGACGGCGCGCUCGAUCGACGCGAACUCUCGCGCGCGAUCGCGAAGAUAUUACCCUCCGCGUCCAACCACGACAUGCACUACUUCCGCGUGAUGCUUGACGUCGACGGAGACGGCGUGCUGACGUUCGACGAACUCUUGGGGACGAUUCGCGACUGCCGCGCCGCCGGCGCGUUACGUCGGUUAUCAGAUUUCAUGCGACACAACGCCGCGGACGUGCGCGCGGUCUUCGACGCGUGCGACCUAGACGGCAGCGGGUAUCUGGAGUACCCGGAGCUCUGGCGCAUGGUCGGCGACUUGGUCCCCUCCGCGACGACGCUGGAACGACGAAGCCUGCUCGCCGGUCUGUGGUCAGCGGACGUCGACGGCGACGGGCGCGUGUCGUACGACGAGCUCCUCCGA